AGAUUGUUAUCUUUCUACGACGGUUGUCAAAAACAGUCGGCUCGUCACUCGAACUGGUUUCAUUCUUCCAGCUCUACUUACAACCAGUCAUCAUAUUUUACUGCCACAGAUCGACAGGGGAGAUUACGUGGUUUCGUCGUUUGAAAUUGCGUUCAUUGUGGCUUCUGAUGAAGAUGUGUAGGUAAUACUUUGAGAGCCCUGGAAGACACCAUGUCUGAAGAGGCACUUUCAGAAAGUGACCGCGAGCCCAGCCUUAACAGUGAGGAGGAGUAUUUUGAUGAUGAUGAGGAGGAAAAGGAAGAGGAUAUUGAGGACAUGGAGGACGAUGAGGAUGAAAACGACGGAGAUGAUGAAGAUGACAGUGUUGAUCGUCCCACCAGUGCCCAGGAUGGCAGGGACUCCACCUCAGCUACCUCUGGAGAACCCUCCUCUCAGCCUCCAUCUCGGCCUGCAUCCCGCCCAUCCUCUGGUGCGCCCUCCAGACCGCCCUCACGCUCUCAGCCUCCAAGCAGCCCACAGAGCCAGAACAAACCACCGUCCAGCAAACCCAAGAAACAAAAAGGCUCUAAAUUAACCAAAUCCUCCAAGUCCUCGAAAGGGUCUAAACCUUCUAAGCCAUCUAAGCCUUUACACAUGAGGAAAAAUAUCAGAAAACUGCUGAAAGAGGACCAGUUGGAGGCUGGGACGAAGGCUGCUCAACAGGAAGAGAUGGAGAGGCGCAAACGUCUGGAGCAGCAGAGAAAGGACUUUCCCACAUUAGCCCCAGCUGUCCCAGACUCUCAAUUAGUGGACACUGCUUCCAUUUUGGGAGAAGUAUCUCACUUGGUCCCUGCUCUUCUGAGUAAACAGGAUGUGAUCUGUUUGGACAGCAGUGGAGAAGAUGAAGAGGAAAAAGUGGAGCCCAAAUUGCCCGAGCUUGCCAUUAGAGAUGACAUAAUUGAGCUCAGUUCUGGGGAUGAGGGCACCCUGCAGAUAAGCAGCGAGUCGGCUGAUGACGACGCUGAUGACACAGAGGAGAGCAGCGGGGCACACAUCAACGAUGCUCUGAACCUGCCUGAUGCCCAGGGUCAAGUGCUGGUUAAUAUCAAUCACCCUGUCGAGGAAAAAGACAUUUAUCUUGCUCCACAGCUCGCCAGGGCUGUCAAACCCCACCAGGUCGGGGGAAUCCGGUUUCUCUACGAUAACCUCAUAGAGUCUCUGGAGCGUUAUAAAACCAGCAGUGGCUUUGGCUGCAUCCUUGCACACAGCAUGGGGUUGGGAAAAACACUGCAGGUCAUUUCCUUCAUUGACAUUCUUCUUAGGAAUACUGAGGCCCACACUGUGCUGACCAUUGUUCCAGUGAACACACUUCAGAACUGGCUGACGGAAUUUAACCUCUGGCUUCCACCUCAAGAAUCCCUCUCCCCGCACACCGAACCUAUACUCCUCAGUGGCCGCACCUUUAAAGUUCACAUCCUCAACGAUGAGCACAAAUCAACACUGGCCAGAGCUAAGGUUGUGGAGGACUGGUCCAGAGACGGAGGUGUGUUACUCAUGGGUUAUGAGAUGUACCGUCUGCUGUCCAUGAAGAAGAGCUUUGUUAUGGGCAAGAAAAGGAAAUCAAAGAAGCCUGCAGGACCAAUCAUCAUUGACCUGGACGAAGAAGACAGACAGCAGGAACUCAUGAAAGGUAUUGAAAGGGCCAUUGCACGGCCUGGCCCAGACGUGGUGAUCUGUGAUGAGGGCCAUCGCAUUAAGAACUACCAUGCCAGCACAUCGCAGGCCUUGAAGAACAUCCGCUCUCGGCGAAGAGUAGUUCUGACUGGUUACCCACUUCAGAACAACCUCAUCGAGUACUGGUGCAUGGUGGACUUUGUUCGGCCUGACUUUUUGGGCACACGGCAGGAGUUCAGCAAUAUGUUUGAGCGGCCCAUUCUGAACGGGCAGUGCGUGGACAGCACACCUCAAGAUGUCCGCCUCAUGCGCUACCGCAGCCAUGUUCUGCACAGCCUGCUGGAGGGUUUUGUCCAGAGGCGAGGUCAUGAUGUGCUGCGGGACCAGCUUCCCUCCAAAGACGAGCAUGUCAUCUUAGUGCGACUUUCUCCCAUUCAGAGAGCGCUGUACACCGAAUUUAUGACACGCUUCAGGGAAGCAGGAAACAGUGGCUGGCUCGGUCUGAACCCACUCAAAGCCUUCUGUGUGUGCUGCAAGAUCUGGAAUCACCCAGACGUCCUGUAUGAAGCUCUACAGAAGGAGAAUCAGGCCAAUGAGCAGGAUCUGGACCUGGAUGACAUCACUUCAGCUAGUAACCCCCGCUGUGCCGCACCUGGAGCUGGCCUCAAAUCCAAAGUAGCCGACUCCAGCAACAGCAAAGUUAACAUCGCCUUGCCGCCAAUCAAUCCAUCGCAAGAUAGAGCCAAUCAAGUCAUUACAUAUGAAUGGGCAAAAGACAUAAUGUCAAACUACCAAACGGGACUUCUCCAAAAUUCCGCUAAGAUGGUUCUGCUCUUUCAUUUAAUUGAUGAGAGUGUGAGAAGAAGAGACAAGAUGUUGGUGUUUAGUCAAAGCCUGUCCACGCUGUCUGUCAUUGAGGACUUCUUAUCAAAGAGACCCAUGCCACCUGAAGUCGCUUCAUCUGCCACCCAAAACCAGAACUGGGUUCGCAACCUCAACUACUACAGAUUGGAUGGGAGUACAUCGGCCACAGAAAGAGAACGACUAAUCAAUCAGUUUAAUGACCCAGAGAAUAACAACACAUGGGUCUUCCUACUUUCCACCAGAGCGGGCUGCUUGGGUGUAAAUUUAAUCGGAGCCAACCGCGUCGUUGUGUUCGAUGCCUCCUGGAACCCCUGUCACGACGCACAGGCAGUGUGUCGAGUCUACCGUUACGGUCAAAAGAAGCCGUGCUACAUUUACCGUCUUGUCUGUGAUUAUACCUUGGAGAAGAAAAUCUAUGAUAGACAGGUCUCCAAACAGGGCAUGUCAGAUCGUGUCGUUGACGACCUGAACCCAGUGCUGAACUUUACUCGGAAGGAAGUGGAGUCACUGCUGCACUUUGUGGAGGAGGAGCAUGGGAGUGAAAAAGUCUCUCUAGGACCUUUGAAGGAAUUUGAGACAGUGAUAUUUCAAGCCUGUCAACUGUACCCUUACCUCAUCACCAAGCUACCUUUCCAUCACGAGUCUCUGCUAGUGGACCGGAAGGAGUCGAAACUGACCAAAGCAGAGAAAAAAGCUGCCAAGAAGAGCUACGAGGAUGAGAAACGAGCCUCUGUGCCAUACUCUCGGCCGUCGUAUGCACCCUAUUAUCCAACCAGUGAUCAGAUGCUCGCCAACAUACCAGCAUUCAACCAACGGGGCUGGCGUCCCAUGGCAAGGCCGGAUGACAAGCCCGUAGCAAGUGUCAGGCCCAUUCUGUCAACCCCAAUCCCCAUGAUGCCCCGCCAGGUUGGCAUCGGCAUGGCUGGCUCCAGCUCGGUCAGCAGUCUGCCCGUCAACUUCCUGCAGAAAGCUGGAGUCUCUGUGCAGAGGAUUGUCACCUCCACUGAUAUUGUGAUCCCAGGAGCCAACAGCACAACAGAUGUUCAAGCUCGAAUUAGUGCAGGAGAGAGCAUCCAUGUUAUCCGAGGAUCCAAAGGCACCUACAUCAGGACAAAUGAUGGAAGAAUAUUUGCCAUUCGAUCAGGAAAAAUUAGUAGACCAGUAGUUGGGAGCUCUGCUUCUUCAAGAGACACCCAAGGUUCCCUGAUCCACCCAGUCAGUAAUGGCUGCUCCUCCCCUGUGGACCAACAGCAGCGCUCCCCCGACGGGGAGCAGCGUCCCUCUUCUCCUUUGAGCUCCGAGAUACUCAGAGAAUUCGGCCGCUACACUUCAUCCACGGGCGACGCGGCCGCUAAUCUGGGGAACGAAAUGCCAUCGCCGCCAGUCAUGUCGGCUAUGCCGUCCGGGGAAGACGACGGCAGCAGCCCGCACAGCAGUCACACGGGCGAUCUCGGCGGGCAACUCGGCGACAGCCUCCUAAGUUCAGCAUUUGAGAUGCACGGCACCAAACGCAAAGGCACUGAAAGCCAGGGAAGCACACAGAUGGGAAGCAAACGCUCCUCCACUGGCGCACGUUUCUCCGGACUGUCCAUGGGCUCUGGUGGGCUCAGUUAUCCUCCUGUGGGUUUGAACUCUUCCUCCCUAAUGAGCAACCUAGGCCACAUGAGUCACCCACUUCUGAUGGGCGGCAGCAGUGGGUCAUCAUUCCUUCAGACACCAGGGCAAACCCUGGCUGACCUCCAGACUAUGUUCCCCUCUGCAGGCUCAGACCUUCUGAGACAGUCGGGGAACGGACACCUUCCCACUUCUUCCUCAUCCUCUCUGUCCACCGUCCACUCUGCCUCCACCCCGGUUUCCAUGUCAUCCGCACCUACUGCAGCGACCUCUUCCUCACUGACACCAGGAUCUCUGCCUCCAUACUUAAUGAACCCCAACAUGGCUGGGCUGCUCACGUCGGGCUUUCCUCUCAGUUACAGUCAGUCGCUACUUUCUGAGCCGAGGAUGUUCAGCACCCCUCUCCUCUCUGGGUCAGGGGGAUUCUCUGUACCUAACUCCACCUCUACUACACCCAGCUUCCUCUCCCAUUACAACAAUCCCACCUCCAGCCUAUUGGGGGCAGCUCUUAUCCAACAGGACAGACACCAGAGCACCGAGAAUGGUGGAAGUAGCUCCGAUGACGAUGUUAUCGAGGUGACAGGACAGUAGUGACUCUAGAAAUCACGGAGAGGCAGCUUCUCACACACACACACACACACACACAAUCUGGUCGUCAUGUUUAACAAGUACAUCAGGGAUGGAAAACGGUUACACAUUUACAUGACUAAGUUAAGUGACGUUAAGUUACAGUUAGCCAUAAAUGGAUUAAUGUUGACCAGAUAUUCUAUUACAUUUCAGAUAAAAAAUGAAACACUUUUAUGAAAAAGUCAGUCUUGUAAACUCUUAUGAAAUCAAAUUAGGCAAAAGCUGUGAAAUUGUUCCAUGGUCAUAUGGUUCUUUGAAGGUCACAUACACACACACACACACAGUAACUCUUGUCUACAAGUAAGAGCAUUGUUAUGUGUGUCUAACCUUAAUGACUCGACACAAAGUCGGAGAGGAACAAAAUCCGAAUGCUGAAUAUUCCAGACUUCACCUAGAGCGUCAGAGCAGCGGAAACGGACAAGAGUUUGUCAUACAGGGACCAGCUAAAGUUCUGAGAGGCUUUUCCUUUGUAAGCAACGCCUCACUGUGCAGUUAUUUUUCUUUCUUUAUAGAAUUCAGAUGGAAUAACUUGAUUGAAACUGCAUUUGUUGGAUUUUCUCCUGGUGUAUUACUGUUUAAGCAUUUAAGUGUAUGCAAAUUUGACUGUCGUCUGUCGUUUACACAAAUUGACUAAUUUUACAUGGCCUUUUUGUAGGAAUCGCAAUUGAAAAGCUACAAACCACAGUAAGAGGCUUCAAAACAAGGAUUUGAUAUCUGCCAAAAGUCCACUCAAUAUAUUUGGAGAAAAUCCUCCAGGGUUUACCCUUAACAGAAAUUCUAGGCUUUCAGAACGUACUUUAGUCUUUAGCAAUUUGGUAGACAUUGUGGCAUCCCCUGUUGAAAUGUUACUGCGUGUGAUACUAUAACUGAACAUGUUGAUAUUUUGUAAAUAGUAGUCAUAAUCAUUGUUUAUAUUGCAAGUCAAAACUGUGCAGUGUGUAGAUUUUGGUCCUAGGGAGAAAGUUUCAUAUCGCAGUGACGCUCAUGACGAUACAAGCGCCCCGCAACAAACGCGGGGGCAAACAAAUUUCUGUUGGAGUUUAUAAUUUUUUUAAAAAAACAAAAGUGAAUGUACUUUCAUGUUAGCCUUUGAUAACACAGAGGCCGGGACAUGGAUUCAGACUGUGUUCUUCAUUUUUUAGCCUUAAUAUCACAAAGGGGUCUUUUCGCAUUACAAGUCCAUUGGAAGAACUACUGAGCAUUUAAGACAGUCGACGUCAAACUCAAAACACAAGACUAGGGCAGAUUCAGCAUUUUGACAAAAAAAGGCACCAUGUGUGAAAAGUCUAAAAGGAGCACAAACAUAACAACGUUACUAACGCAUCCACACAAAGCUCGUCGCUGCUGCUUUUUUGCUGCAGUUUUUACUGAGGUGUCCUCACCACCUGUUGACAUAUCUUUGUUGAGUUCCAACCAUGUGCUCUGUUUGUUUCCUUCUGGAUCAUUCUCCGAAACUUCUAAGAACAAGUGGUACCUAAACUGUAGAAACCAUUGCAUUUGUGCAGCCCGAGUUUGUGUACAAACUUCAAGUCAACGUAUCCAUCAACCAUCAAAUUGGACCACAACCACCAGUGACAUUGGCUGAACUGUGCCGGGGUGGUGUGGUGGCCUUACCAAACUGACUGUGCCAUUAUACCGUAGCUUUUCACCCACAUGCGGUGCAGUGUACGUAGAUGCUGUAGUGUGCUGUAGGGAGUCGAGGGAGUCUUUGCUGUUCUCUGUAGCCUUGUGUUUUCGUGUUGUGAUGACACCUCAAGGUAUUUAGAUCUUAGAUUUUAGAACGGUUGCUUUCCUCUGUUGGUAAAAUAGGCUACAUGCAGCAGUUGUUAGCCUUUAGAAAACACUGGAGACAACAGAUCAUUCCAGUCAUUUCAUAUGAAGGCACAUUUUUGUACAAAUGUUUUCUUGUGGGCCUUUUUGCCCCCACAGUCUGAGUACUGUUCACUUUUUUUUGUUUCAUUUGUUACUGGUUCUAGAUGCUUCAGUUAUAUCGUCACCGAUGUCUCCAGUUUUGUUUAGCAUGCGUCAGAACCUCUGUGAUUCAGUUCGUUUCAGAUUUGAAGGUGGAGCUGAUAACUUUGACAGAGAAUCAUGCUUUUAAAGGACACUGACACAAUGUCUCUCAAUCCGUUGGAAACUUGUGACAUUUAGGUUCGGGACUCAUCAGAACAUUGAAAGAAAUCCUAUUUUCCAUCCUUCUCAGUUAUGUUCAUUUUUCAUGUUUAAUGGGAAUAUUUAAUUUUUGUAUGUUUUUUUUAUAACUUCUUGUUGGUGUUUACUCACCUGGCAAUUAUGUCCCUAAUUUCAGUGUAAGUCUGAAAUGUAUUUAUUUGUGUAAAAUAUAUUGUUUCUUUUGUAAUUCCUUACUUUUUUUUUUUAGACAUUUGUUCUCUUUGACUCGUUGACAUCUGAUCCAGUAAGAAUUUCGUACAUGCAGCCUAGAGCAAAGCAAACAUGACUGUGUUAUCAAUGUUAUUUUAACAAUAAAACACAAUUGCGGUGUGA
Messenger RNA from Solea solea (common sole), 7263 nucleotides. It is a transcript of the gene rad54l2, whose product is annotated as RAD54 like 2. Bases 211 to 4722 code for a protein of 1503 amino acids. Gene Ontology annotation, cellular component: nucleus. The record is from RefSeq and is a predicted model, not a curated record. Gene Ontology annotation, molecular function: ATP binding; ATP-dependent chromatin remodeler activity; ATP hydrolysis activity. Lineage: Eukaryota; Metazoa; Chordata; Actinopteri; Pleuronectiformes; Soleidae. The transcript is spliced from 22 exons.